Xenopus laevis (African clawed frog) is the source of this 1934-nucleotide messenger RNA. Its product is annotated as C-type natriuretic peptide-like. The record is from RefSeq and is a predicted model, not a curated record. The transcript is spliced from 3 exons. NCBI's taxonomy places the organism in Eukaryota, Metazoa, Chordata, Amphibia, Anura, Pipidae. Bases 578 to 946 code for a protein of 122 amino acids.
CACUGGGACAGGGACUGAUUAUAAUGUCUGUACAGCACUGCAGCAACGUAUAUUUAUACAUGUAUAUAAACAGCAGGAAAUACAGCCAAUACGCUGCAAGUGAAUAAGGCUGGACCAGGGAGCUCACACUCUAAGCUGUCUAUGGUAUCACACAUUUGGGGAAUAGGCUGCAUAAUGUGUAUGUCAGUGUGUGUGUCAGAGGGAUGGGGGGGGGAGAGGAAUUCUUCAGCCCCCUGUACUGGGGUAAAGGAUCUCCCUGGGUUACGCACUCCCCCCCUCACCCUAUAAUAAAGCAUCUCCCGUCUCCCCCCAGAGUAUAUAAAUCCCUCCACUCUCCCUCUCUCACCAGAACUGACCAGUCCUGAAGCAGCAGGACAGACACCCCCAAAACAAGGAACCCUACUAGCGACUGUAACGAGAAACUAAAGGAAAGCUCCAGGCUGAGCCCAAGAGCUGACACUUAUUGACAAAAUAGGAACCUUCCUAUUCAUUUUCUGAGCACAGGGACCCUCUGUGUAUUAAUAGACCCCAGAACUUUUAGCCUCCCCCUGUGGACAAGAAUCUUCCCUGUAGCACAAUGAGAGCUCUCUCUGCUGUGAUGGUGACCCUGAUAAUUAUUGGGGUGUCUGGCCGACCUUCUCCUCAGCUCAGGCACUUAAAGACUCUGGCCGAUCUCCUAUCCAGGGACCUCUCCUCUUCUGAGGAACUCACUUUCUGGGACAACCUAGAAGAUCUGGAGAUCCCCUCUGGCCCCCGACCCCGUGACUCCCCGCUGCCUCUGGAUUCUGCCCAGCUGCCCCCCAGUCGUGCCUGGCUCCGGCUCUUUGGCGACUUCAUGAGCAAUCAAAAGAAAUUUCGGGGGCGUACAAAGAAAACUGGGGUGUCCCGUGGCUGCUUUGGGAUGAAACUGGAGAGAAUUGGAGCCGUCAGUGGCCUGGGAUGCUGACACUCUGGUGCAUAUCCCCAAAUAACGACUCCCGCCUUGGGAUGAACCUCCCCUGCCCCCAACCUGAAGACAUCGGUCUCCUCGGACUGUGAUGAAGGAAACAAUCCCGACUAUUUGGGCUCUUCCCAAAGCCACUUUGUAACGUUUCACUGCAAGAAAAGACUUUUUUGUGACCAAAUUAAGGCUGUUCCCCCAAAGCAGGUCUAACGUAUGGGAGACACGUCCCCACUUUCCUUCCCCUCCCCCCAUUAACGAUCCCAUUUGCUCCUGUCCUUGUGGUGGAACCAGCACUUGUUCCUUUCUCUCUCAAUGUGUCUCUGCCCAACCCCAUUCCUGAGUUUCUCAGAUAUUUCCAACCCCGCCAUCGACUCCCCAAAAAUAUCUUCAUUUCCCCGUCAUUUCCAUCACUUCCUCCUCUUGUUCCAAAUCUGUUUGGUCUUUGUACAAAAUAUUUACCUGUUAGUUUCUCCAAAUUCUGCUCUUUUUUUGUUUUUAUUAAAUUUCAUGUUAUUUUUCCACUUCCCGUGACAUUUUCCCAAUAUUUCUUUCAAUUCGUAAUUUAAAGUUUUAAUUCCUCACUGAGAUUUUCAUUUGUUUGGUUUAUUUCCGUUGAGGUUUUAAGUCUCAAUUUUUUUAGAAUUUUUAAAUAUUUUUCAUUUAAUAUUUGUAUUUUAGUGAAGGUCUUUUUUAUUUUUUUACUUUGAAGUUUUUCUUUAAUUUUGAUUGAGGAUUUUGUUUUGUUUUUUCAUUUUAAUUUGAGACUUUUUCUGGUUCUCUGGUUUCAUUUAAAUUCAGAUUGAAGUGAACAGAGAGAGGUUUCAGAGUUUUCUCUGGUAGAAAAGUAUUAAUUGAUGGGAUUUUGGGGGGGGGGCGUUUGAUCGCUAAUAAAACAAGGACACAAGAUGGAAGAAGGAAGAGAAUUUUCCUGAAGAACACAAAUGUAAAAUCCAAUGUUGUAACGUCACUAAAUAAAUGUACAAAGUAGAUG